AUGACGGCUAGGGUUUUGGGAGGCAAUUUUCGAGCGUUAGGCGAGGAAGGACAAGAUGCAACCAUGGAUGAUAUCAGGGGGAAGGAGAGGCCGUCGGGAGAUCCACCGGAUGCUCCUGUGUCCUGGGUGAGGAAAGUGGUAGGAAGUAACGAAGGAGGGAUGCCAGUACCAGAAGAAGUUGUUGAUGAAGAGUUUGUGGAGUCGAGAUUGGGUCUGGAGUUUCCGAAUGGAGAAGAUGGAGAACCGGUGAUAACGAUAGGAGAGGAAGUGUUGACAGCUAUGAAUAGCCUGUGGAAGAAGUGUAUGAUCGUUAGGGUUUUGGGGAGGAACGUUCCGAUUCUAAGCCUGAGACGCAAGCUCAUAGAGUUAUGGAAGCCAAAAGGGACGAUGUUUGUGAUGGAUCUCCCAAGAAACUAUUUUAUGGUACGGUUUGAACUGGAGGAAGAAUACAUGACUGCAUUAUCAGGGGGUCCGUGGAGGGCGUAUGGGAGCUACCUUAUGGUGCAAGCAUGGUCUCCCGAGUUUGAUCCGUUGAAGGAUGAGAUUGUAACAACGCCAGUUUGGGUUCGUUUAUCGCAUAUCCCAGUGAAUUUCUACCAUAAGACAAUACUGUUGGGCAUAGCCAAGGAGCUAGGGCGACCAAUCAGAGUGGAUUUAACAACUUUGAAAUUUGAGAGAGCUCGUUAUGCGAGAAUCUGUGUGGAAGUGAACUUGAACAAGCCCUUAAAAGGGACAGUGAUGGUGAAUGGGGAGAGAUACUACGUCUCGUAUGAAGGAAUCUCUACUAUAUGUUCAAUGUGUGGAAUGUUCGGGCAUCUAGUUCACUCAUGCCCAAGGAAUGUUACGGAACGAGCUAUUGCUCCGGCGCCUAGCCAAGUGACUAGGACGCUUGUGGGAUCUCAACCCAUAGGAAUGGAUACGGAGUUCACCCAAGUGAGGCAGGCGAGGAGGAAGCUUGAGCAACAAAGAAGCAUAGGAGGUUUAACGCAAACUAAUGUGGAGAGAAGUGUAGAGGGAAGGAAGACACGGGAAGCACGUAAGGAAGGAGUACUUGAGGAAAUUAGAGUGGCGAAUCGGUUUGGAGGUUUGGAGGAAGAAGGAGAGAUGGAGGAGCUAGUGGAAGCUGGUGUGAGAGAGGAAGGAAAUAAAGAGAAUGAAAAUAUUGCGAACCUAAGCUUGGGAGGUUCUAGUAAGGUGCAUGGGAAGGCUAUGACGUUUGGAGCAAAUGAGAAGAAAGGGAACUAG
Molecule: messenger RNA, 1245 nt
Organism: Raphanus sativus (radish)
Lineage: Eukaryota; Viridiplantae; Streptophyta; Magnoliopsida; Brassicales; Brassicaceae
Exons: 1
Coding region: 1-1245 (414 amino acids)
Source: RefSeq, a predicted model, not a curated record